Molecule: messenger RNA, 1961 nt
Organism: Prunus dulcis (almond)
Lineage: Eukaryota; Viridiplantae; Streptophyta; Magnoliopsida; Rosales; Rosaceae
Product: exopolyphosphatase PRUNE1-like
Exons: 13
Coding region: 70-1731 (553 amino acids)
Cellular component (GO): cytoplasm
Molecular function (GO): exopolyphosphatase activity
Source: RefSeq, a predicted model, not a curated record
CUCAUGCCUUCAAAAUUCCCAUAGUAUUGGCUUUGCAAUCUCCUGUUGCUUUUCAUCUUCAUCGUCACCAUGAGGUCCAGGAGUCCCAGCCCCAGAGCAGUUGGGCAACCGAACCAGGUACAAGAACCAUACAGUCGUGCAAGAAAGAACCCAUUUUUCGAUGGUCUGUUGAGAGCGGAAGAUGGGACGCCUAGUCCUCCAUUUGAUCUCCAAGCAAGCCUUGGCAGCCGGAACAUUUCUCGCACCAUGUCAGAUAUUGGUAACACUCACACAAGAAAUGCACAUAAUUCAUUGACAGAUAUUGGUAACAACCCAUUUCUUCAGCCCUUUGAACGGUCAAAAAUUGACAAAACAGCUUCAUUUGCAUUCACGGAUGUUCAGUCACUUUUUAGCUUUGACCCAAAUGAGCCUAUUGAAGCAAAUGAGAAGCCCCCUACUGUAAAUGGCCUAACAAGUGCAAAAUCAUUUAGGGUGAAUAGAAGGAAAGAAAACCUGUCUACAGUUUCACUUCCUCAGUCUGCAGCAUCAUUCUAUAAUGGGGACUCACCAGAAUUUGAAAUUGUUGCAUCAUGUCCAAGCAUUAACCAGCUUAAUUCAUUUCUCAAAGCCACAAAGGAUGAAGUUAAUGCUGGUGUCCCAGGAAGAUUCUUACAUGUUGUAAUGGCUCAAGAUGUCCCUGAUGUUGGAUCUAUUGCUUCAACAAUCACUUAUGCCUUUUACCUGAAUGAAGCACGUAAAUGUGACCAGAUUUGCACGGUGCCUGUCAUCAACAUGAAGAGGUUGGACAUACGUUCCCAAGCUGAACUCAAAUGGUUACUAGAUUCUUGUCAAAUUGAUCAGUCGUCCUUAAUUUUUGUAGAUGAGAUUGAUCUGUCCUAUUAUGAUCUAUUUGGGAGUCUUAAAGUAGUUCUAUUAAAUGGGAACAAGCUCCCAGCCAAGCAAGAGGCAUUGAAACAGGCAGUAGUUGAAAUUUUCAAUUGCAAAGAGGGCGAAUCUGUAUAUCCCUGGGUUAAGACCGUUACUAUAGCAGAGAAACAGGAUAGCUCAUGCUGUACACUUGUUGCUGAAAAGUUUGCACUGAUUUCACCUGAGAUUUUGGCUGGACAAGGAUUCAGUAGACUUUUGUUAGCUGCCAUCCUCUUAGAUUCCGCGAACUUGUGUAGUCCUCAGUGUUCGCUCAAAGAUAAGUACAUGGCUACACUGUUAAUCCAUGGUGCUGGUCGCUUUGGAUGCAAUGGUCUUUACCAGUUACUGAGAUACAAAAUGUAUGAUGUGUCUGAUCUCAAGGUAGCUGAUAUAUUGCGCAGGGAUUUCAAAAAGUGGACAAGAGUGGGUAAGCCAGACAGUGCUGGUUCUAGAAUGAUGGCAUCACAAAUCGGGAUGAGUUCUAUUGGAGUGCCAAUUGCCCAACUUCUUGAUCAUGAGGACACCUCAGUGCAUGAAAUUAAAUAUUUCCAACAUAUGGAGAAAAUUCGGCUUCUCAUGAUUGUUUCUGGUUAUUAUGAUUCGAAGAAGAACUUCAAGAGAGAGAUCCUGGUGUCUGCUGAAUCUGUGGAGCUCAUGAAGAAUCUGCUGUUUUUCUUCAAUGCGAGUGCUUCCCAACUGCCUCUCAAAGCGAUCCAUCAGCCAGGUCUCGGAGAGGAGAUGCAAGCAUUUGAGAUUGACAAGGUCACAUCCAGAAAGACCAUUGAGCGUCUCUUAGAAGAAUUUGGUGGGACUUCAAAAGGCUAAUAUGAAUUCCAGACCUCGACAAUUGUCCAGAGACAGUUGUUAUUGAUUAUGUAGGUAAAUCACAAAUGUUGAAGGAAAGAUUUCUGUAAGAUAUAACUUAAUCUUGGCUGCUCAAAUUGAAAGGUAUCUUUGAGGCAAUGGUCAAAUGAAUAUUGGAUAUUCAAAUUGAAUUGUAAACUAUCUCAGUUUGCCAAAAAUGAUAUGCAGUGCGUGUAUAGAAAGUUUUAAUA